AUGACAUCCUCCAAAGACUUUUCGCCCCAGAUUCCAAUCGCCAUCGUGGGACUAGCUUGUCGUUUUCCAGGAGAUGCCAAUUCUCCAGCGAAGUUUUGGGAUCUUUUGAAAGAGGGUCGAGACGCCUACUCCCCUCGAACUGAUCGUUGGAACCCCGACGCAUUUUACCAUCCUAACAAGGACCGCGUGAACACCCAACCCACAAAAGGUGGUCACUUCCUCAAGCAAGAUCCCUACGUAUUUGAUGCCUCGUUCUUCAAUAUUACAGCUACCGAAGCCAUUGCACUGGAUCCCAAACAGCGGAUUGCUUUGGAGGUUGCCUAUGAGGCCCUGGAGAAUGCAGGUCUGCCACUCCAGAAGGUGGCUGGCUCCCAGACCGCAUGCUACAUGGGGUCUGCUAUGGCCGACUACCGGGACUCCAUUUCUCGUGACUUUGGCCACGCGCCCAAGUAUUUUGUGCUGGGAACUUGUGAGGAGAUGAUCUCCAACCGCAUCUCCCAUUUCUUGGAUAUCCACGGUCCAAGUGCCACUGUUCACACGGCCUGCUCGUCGAGUUUGGUGGCAACUCAUGUGGCAUGCCAGAGUCUGCGAUCUGGAGAGGCUGAUAUGGCUCUUGCUGGUGGUGUCGGUAUUAUGCUGACCCCUGAUUCCUCUCUUCAACUUAACAACUUGUCUUUCCUCAACCCAGACGGUCACUCUCGAUCAUUUGACGCCGACGCUGGUGGCUACGCUCGUGGCGAAGGGUGUGGUAUCUUGGUGAUGAAGCGACUCGAUGAGGCCGUCCGAGACGGAGACAACAUUCGAGCCGUUAUUCGUGGUUCGGGUGUCAAUUCGGACGGAUGGACCCAGGGAGUCACCAUGCCUUCGCCUCAGGCUCAAGCUGCUCUCAUCAAGCAGGUCUUUGAGAGAAACAAGCUUGACUAUGAUACAAUCCAAUAUGUGGAGGCCCAUGGUACCGGUACCAAGGCUGGAGAUCCAGUUGAAACGAAAGCCAUCUACGACACCAUCGGACAAGGCGUAAACAAGUCGCGGAAGCUCUGGAUUGGAAGUGUCAAACCAAACAUUGGCCACCUUGAGGCUGCUGCCGGUGUGGCUGGUAUAAUCAAGGGCGUGUUGUCUCUAGAGAAUAGCACUAUUCCCCCUAACAUUUACUUCUCGAAGCCCAAUCCCGCUAUCAAACUCGACGAAUGGAACAUGGCGGUUCCUACAAAGUUGGUCAAAUGGCCUGUUACCCAGACCAAGCGAAUGACUGUCAGUGGAUUUGGCAUGGGUGGCACAAACGGCCUGGUUGUGUUGGAGGCUUACACGCCCCAGCGCCGCCUCAAUGGUGCAACCAACGGCACCCGAUCAAAAGAGACCGCGCACUCGAGCAAGAGGCUGUUUGUCUGCAGCAGCCAGGAUCAGGCCGGGUUCAAGCGAAUUGGUGAAACUUUUGUCAACCACUUGGACAGCCUGGGACCCACCGCCUCCAGUAGCGAAUACCUGGCCAACCUUGCCUACACUCUUUCCGCCGCCAGGGCUGGCCUGUCCUGGCGAACAACCUUCGUGACUGACAACACGGCGGAGCUUCGGGAACAACUGGCCACCAACCCAGGUGAGAAUUCCACCCGGGCCAGUGAUGCCGAGGCGCCGCGCAUUGGAUUUGUCUUCACUGGACAGGGCGCUCAAUGGGCUGGUAUGGGAGUGGAGAUGCUUGAACGACCGGUGUUUGGAGCUUCCGUGGGUAGAUCGGCCGAAUUGCUGCGUAGCUUCGGCUGCACUUGGGACCCCAUCACCGAACUUCAAAAGCCCCAAAAGGAAUCUCGCCUCGCUAUCCCCGAGGUCAGCCAGCCCAUUUGCACUGUUGUUCAAAUUGCUCUCGUCGACGAGCUCAAGUCUUGGGGCGUGACACCGGCCAAGGUCGUCGGCCAUUCCAGUGGUGAGAUUGCCGCUGCCUAUACUAUAGGCGCCUUGACGCAUCGCGAUGCCAUGGCUGUUGCCUAUUUCAGGGGUAUGGCAUCGACUGCCUUGAAGACAAGCGCUCCUCACCUUCAGGGAGGUAUGAUGGCCGUUGGCACUUCGGCUAAGGAUGCCCAAAAGCUCAUUUCAGAGACCAAAGGCAGCAUCUCUGGUGAUAUAACUAUUGCAUGCGUCAACUCGCCUUCCAGUAUCACGCUCUCGGGUGACCUUCCAGCGCUCGAACAGCUACGUGCAAUUCUCGAGGAUCGCCGUGUGUUUGCUCGACGUCUCAAGGUCGACGUCGCCUACCACUCGUCGCACAUGAACGUCGCUGCACCAGAGUACCAGCAAUCAAUUGCCGACAUCGAGGCACAUCCUUACUCUGGUGAAGCAGAUCUGGUAAAUCUACCGGUCAUGGUCUCCAGUGUCACAGUUGAAGAGGUCUCGCCGGAGCUUCUGGGAACCUAUUACUGGGUCCGUAACCUGGUCUCUCCCGUUCGAUUCUCGGAUGCUCUAGCAGAGUUGGUGGCCCCAGGUGGCUCAGAGAAGAACGACGUCGAUCUCUUGAUUGAGAUCGGUCCUCACAGCGCGCUGGGUGGUCCAGUCGAGCAAAUCCUCUCCUCCCACAAUAUCCAAAACGUCGACUACAAGUCCGUUCUCACUCGUGGCCAAAACGCUCUUGAUACCUCCCUGUCUCUCGCCUCUGAUCUAUUCCUUCGAGGAGUCCAACUUGACAUGGAGAAGGUCAACGCUGACUCCGACUGUCGCUUGCUACUUGAUCUCCCCUCAUACCCGUGGAAUCAUUCCAAGAUUUUCCGAGCCGACUCGCGUAUUCAGCGAGAGCUACUCCAGAGCAAGAACCCCCGCCACAGCAUGAUUGGGUUGAAGCAACCCAUGCUCGACGAAAGCCAGCACGUUUGGCGGAACUACGUGCGUCUCACUGACGAACCUUGGCUGCGUGGUCACGUUGUUGGUGGCACUGCUCUCGUGCCCGGCGCUGGAAUGGUGAGCAUGGUCUUUGAAGCGGUGCAGCAACUUGUCGACCCCGGGAAGUCCGCUCAUUCACUCCGAGUCCGUGACGUAACAUUCUUCGCAGCCUUGACCCUCCCUGAGGACACAUCCAUCGAGGUUGUGACCAACCUCAGGCCCCACCUGGUGGCUACUUCGGGCUCCACUCCCGCAAGUUGGUGGGAGUUUACCAUUUCUUCGUGCCCGGGAACCGAUCAAAUCCAAGAAAACUGCCGAGGCCUGGUGGCAAUCGAGUAUGCCAACAGCAGGAGCGAGCAGAUGAUCUAUGAGGAUGCCAAUGAAGAGACUUCAAGGAUCGCUGAUUUCCACCGCGUUCGCGAUGAGUCUCCUCUGACGAUCCAGAGAAAAAAGUUCUACGAGCACAUGCAUAAGUCCGGUUACAACUACGGUGAGACGUUCCAAGGAAUGGAAAGGGUCCACUUGGGAGACGGGGAAACUGCCUUCCAUGUGAAGCUCAUUGAUAUUGGCGAGACGUACAGCAAGGGACAGCUCGAGCGCCCUUUCUUGAUCCCAGGAUCGUCACUUGAUGCCAUUUUCCAGUCUAUCUUUGGAAGUACUUUCAAGAAUGGCGCCUUUGAGGUCGAGAAGCCCAACUUCCUUGCCUACAUUGGGGAACUCGAGAUUUCUCUGAAUAUUCCCGGCGAAGUUGGGUAUGUGAUGCCUGGUGUCUGUUUCUCGCGCAAGCAUGGCUUCAACCAGCAGUCUGCCGACAUCUUCACCUUUGACAAGUCUCUUUCCCAGAUGCAUCUGGCUGUCCGAGACUUUAGGAUGACCGAGCCAGAGGUCGGUGAUGAUGCUUCGGAUGGACUCGAGCCCUGGGCCUUUACUUCGGUUCCGCGCUGGAAUUACGCAUUGAGCCUGCUCAAGCCAGAGGAAAUUAGUUCGGCGUUGACUAAGGUGACAGCAAAGGACGCUCCAGUUGAGCUACUUCGCGCGAUACUUCACGAGAAUCCGUCCGCAUCGGUUAUUGAGCUCAUUCCCGAAACCGAUGAUCUUGCAGUUGCUUCUUCCUAUCAGCUACCCAAGGGCAGCAUUCAGCCAUCUCAGCUUCGGUACGCGGUUGUUAAACCUAGCCCAGAUAACCUUGCCGAUGAGAGCCUGGUUGGAGAAGUAUUUGAGUUGAACGGAGUCAGCGAAGAUGAUCAAAAGACUUCGGCGGAUGUGCUUAUCAUUCCUGCGUCUGCGGGCCUUCUUGAGGACAGCAAUGCCAUUCUCGCACGUUUCCUGAAGCUUGCCGGUUCUGCCGCACUUGUGAUAACAGCUUCCGGAUUGCAUAGCGCGGGCUCUGUCCUUGAAGCGAACGGGUUCCAGGCUUUCCCCGGCCUGAAUGGCAUCACUAGCCUGCCUGGGCUUUAUUCCAAUGUUGAGGAACCGUCUUUGCCUCAAGCCAACCGGGGAACCCGAGACACGUCCGACACAAAAAUCACCAUCCUCGUGCCAUCCUCUCCCAGCUCUAGUACCACUGAAUUUUCGACAGCGUUGUCUUCUCGACUAGAGGGCCAGAAGUAUUCCGUGAUCGUCCAAAAGUGGGUCGGUGGUGAAGCUGAAAAAUUCCACAAUACCACUUACAUUUCUCUUCUUGAGCUUGAACAGCCCUUCCUCGAUGACCUCUCUGAGCCUGACUUCCAGGGUAUCAGGAACUUGGUUCUCGAUUCUAAUCGUCUAAUCUGGCUUACACUUGGCGAGAAUCCUUCCUUUGGUGCCGUCGAUGGAUUCUCUCGUGUCAUGCGAAGUGAAUUGGGUGUUCCCAAAUUCCAGGUGCUGCACUUGAGCGGCCAAGCUGGCUUGCAGAGCCGAGCGGAGCUCACGGAGCGCGUCCUCAAAUCGCCCACUGAAGACACUGAGUUCCGUGAGCGAGACGGUCUGCUUCAGGUCAUUCGUAUCUUCAACAGUCCAGAUGUCAACGAGACUCUUCGUGGCCACUUGGAGAACACUACCCGCGUUCUCCCUAUCAAGCAGCUCGAUUAUCCGGUCCGGCUGACUGUUGGCAAGCCAGGAUUCUUGGAUUCCCUCCAAUUCAUCAAGGACAGACGUGCUGAGGCUCCUUUGCCUGAAAAUGAAAUCGAGAUCGAUGUCCGCGCGUCAGGUGUCAAUUUCCGUGAUGUGAUGGCGUCAAUGGGUCUCAUCUCCACCCCUAUUCUUGGAUUUGAGGCAAGUGGUGUGGUGACGAAGAGCGGUUCCCAGGUCUCUCAGUUCCAACCAGGCACCCGGGUUAGCUUCAUCGGAGAACACACUCACAGCACGAGAAUUCGGGCCGACCCACGUCUUGUUGCUCCUGUUCCAGAUGACGUGUCGUUCGAGGAUGCUGCUUCUCUGCCAAUCGUUGGUGCCACAGCCUACCACACUUUGGUCAACCUUGCCAGGCUACGCAAGGGUCAGACCAUUCUGAUUCAUGCUGCUGCCGGUGGUGUCGGUCAGGCGACAAUUCAACUGGCCAGCCACCUUGGUCUGGUCAUCUAUGUCACCGUUGGUACUGAAGAUAAGCGCAAGCUCCUGGGAGAGAAGUACAAUAUUCCUCAGGUAAACAUCUUCAACUCACGCGACGCUAGUUUCGCCAAGGGUAUCAAACGAGUGACCGGCGGCCGUGGCGUUGACUGCGUGAUUAACUCGUUGUCUGGUGAGCUUCUCCGAGCCUCGUGGGGAUGCGUUGCUCCAUUCGGUACUUUCAUCGAGCUGGGUCUCCGUGAUAUCACGGAUAACAUGCGUCUUGAUAUGCGCCCAUUCAGCAAUGUGACUAGCUUCACAUUCUGCAACAUCCUCGCCUUGAUGCAGCAAGACCCGGAUGCUAUGGGUGUCGUUCUGAAGGAGACCUUCGAGCUUGUCUCUCAGGGCAUUCUCACUUCGCCUUUCCCAACCACCGUUUUCCCCGUUGAGCAGGUCCAAGAUGCUUUCCGUCUCAUGCAACAGGGCAAGCACCGCGGAAAGCUUGUGCUCUCUUUUGCAGGGAAUCCCCAAGCCCCGGUUCUUUGCGAGGCCAAGGAGUCCCUGCAACUGGACUCUGAUGCCACCUAUCUCAUUGUGGGUGGACUCGGUGGCUUGGGUCGUAGCAUAGCUUUGGAGCUCGUUGCAUCUGGAGCUCGACACCUUGCCUUCAUCUCACGAUCCGGUGAUUCCACGCCCCAGGCCAAGGCUAUCGUGGCUGAGCUGAAAGAACGCAACAUCGACUUCCGGGCGUACCGUGGCGACGUUUCGAAUGAGGCGUCCUUCUUGGCCGCCAUGGAGCAGUGCUCACGCGACCUACCCCCCAUCAAGGGUGUGAUUCAAAUGGCGAUGGUGCUACGUGAUAUUAUCUUCGAGAAGAUGACGCACGAGCAGUGGACAGUGCCACUUCGUCCCAAGAUCCAGGGAACCUGGAACAUUCAUCAAUACUUCGACGAGUCCCGACCCCUCGACUUCCUGGUUAUCUGCUCUUCUACCUCUGGUAUCCACGGCUAUCCCAGUCAAUCGCAAUAUGCGGCGGGUAACACCUACCAGGAUGCUCUGGCAGCCUACCGGCGGGCUCGCGGUCUGAAGGCCGUUGCGGUCAAUCUGACCAUUAUUCGGGAAGUUGGCAUUCUCGCCGAGCAAGGCACAACGGGUAACAUCGCGAUCUGGGAAGAGGCUCUGGGUAUCAAGGAACCCGCAUUCCACGCGCUGAUGAAGACUUUGAUCACUGGCCAGCAGGGACCUGCAGGCUCGGAAUUCCUUCCUCCCCAGGUUUCCACCGGUCUCGGAACAGCCGACAUCAUGGCUGCCCACAACCUGGCUCUCCCGGAUUAUUUCCAGGAUCCUCGAUUCGGACCCUUGGCCGUGUCUGCUUUCUCCACUAACGUUGGCGGUGAUAGCCGUAACGCGACCGUCUCCUUGUCUUCGAAGCUCAUCGAAGCUGGCAACGUGGAUGAGGCCUCCGAAGUCAUUGCUGACGCCCUUGUCACCAAGGUGGCCGACAUCUUGCAGAUCCCGGUUUCCGAAGUUGACGCGAGCCGCCCCAUGUACCGUUACGGAGUCGACUCCCUGGUUGCCUUGGAGGUCCGUAACUGGAUUGUCAAGGAGAUGAAGGCCACCGUGGCAUUGCUGGAGAUUCUGGCCGCCGUGCCCAUGAACGUCUUUGCUAAAACCAUUGCCAGCAGGAGCAAGCAUUUGGCUGCUGCCUCCAACUAG
Molecule: messenger RNA, 7107 nt
Organism: Penicillium antarcticum
Lineage: Eukaryota; Fungi; Ascomycota; Eurotiomycetes; Eurotiales; Aspergillaceae
Product: PKS4
Exons: 6
Coding region: 1-7107 (2368 amino acids)
Biological process (GO): fatty acid biosynthetic process; secondary metabolite biosynthetic process
Molecular function (GO): oxidoreductase activity; phosphopantetheine binding; fatty acid synthase activity
Source: RefSeq, a predicted model, not a curated record